AUGAAGCUUUGGUGGAUUCUCCCAUGUGGAGGUCACUCAUCUGGAAGUGGCAUUUCUAGCGGAGUUUCCGGUGGAGGAUUCUCAAGUGCGGUGGAAUCUCUGGUGGAGGAUUCUCCAGUGGGGGUGGAAUCUCUGGUGGAGGAUUCUCAAGUGGCGGUGGAUCUCUGGCGGAGGAUUCUCCGGUGGAAGCAGCGGUGGAUUUGGUGGUGGAUCUGGAGGUUCCGCUGGUGGUGUCGUGAUGGAGAGAUCCUGCAUGUGGAUGGAUCCUGCGUUGUUCCUGUAAUCACCAGAAAUGUGUUUGUGUAUGAUGCUCCUGAACAAUCUCAGCAGCCAAGCGGUCCACCACCAAGUGUCCCACCACCAAGAGUUGACCAUAACGUUCUGUUCGUGCGUCUUCCUGAAGGAGGAGCAGGACCUGAACCCAUCAUUGUUCCUCCACCAAGGCAAGAGAACAUCGUGUAUGUCCUGAACAAGAACGACGGAGCAGGAGGCCAGCGAGUAAUCGAGGUUACUGCUCCUCCAGCUACCAAUCCCGAGGUGUACUUUGUCAACUACGAAGAGGGAGAGAACCCAACUCUUCCUAUUGGUGUGGAUCUUGAGACUGCUCUCAACGCUGCCGCUAGUGCUGGCGGUCAAGUGAUCGGAGGCGGCGGAGGAGCAGGUGGCUUUGGAGGAGAUGGAGGAUUUGGCGGUAGUGGAGCAGGUGGUUUUGGAGGAGAUGGAGGAUUUGGGGGUAGUGGAGGUGGAAGUGGAGGAUUCGGCGGUGCAGGUGGGGUAAGUGGAGGUUUCGGUGGCGUAAGUGGAGGAAGCGGAGGCUUUGGCGGAAGUGGAGCAGGAGUUAGCGGAGGAUUUGGAGGAAGUGGAAGCAGUGCUGGUACUCCAUCCACUUUAUAUUCUGGUCCUUAAACAUCAGAGAAGGAAUAAUUCCACCUCAUAAGUACCUACCUUUAUGCCAAUAUAGUUAGUUAAUAUUUUAUUGCUACUGUUUAUGACUUUUGCUAAAUAUAUAUGAAAAAGUU
Messenger RNA from Penaeus vannamei (Pacific white shrimp), 1019 nucleotides. The record is from RefSeq and is a predicted model, not a curated record. NCBI's taxonomy places the organism in Eukaryota, Metazoa, Arthropoda, Malacostraca, Decapoda, Penaeidae.